Danio aesculapii is the source of this 728-nucleotide messenger RNA. Its product is annotated as spermatogenesis-associated serine-rich protein 1. The transcript has 7 exons. The record is from RefSeq and is a predicted model, not a curated record. Lineage: Eukaryota; Metazoa; Chordata; Actinopteri; Cypriniformes; Danionidae. The coding region runs from base 1 to 723 and encodes 240 amino acids.
AUGUGCGCGAUUAUUCCCCUUAUUAUUAUCAUUAUGAGGAAACCCACAGACAGUGAGUCAUUCUGGAGUUUUGGAAAAGAACGGGACUUCAAACCUCACAUUAGACACGUUGAGCCUGUGCUCACUGAAUGUGACCUUGACUGGAAAUCCCAUCUGCGCUGGAUACCUGAACCUCGAUACAGCGACGCCCCAUUUCCACACAUCAAAGACAUAAAGUUUCCCAGUGGAAAAAAACUCAUGAGAUCAUUCCCACAGGCUAAUAUGGUGUCUGGGUCGGAAUGGAGUUUUUAUCCAAACCUUGGACAGCCCAAGACCUAUCACACUGGAAAAAGAUGUUAUAUGGAUGGUAUUAAUCAUACAAGGAGCGUAAGAUGCAUUUCAGAAAAUUCCCUGGAAUCAUCUAUGGGGAAGAAAAAGCAUGUGACAGAAAAAUACAGCAAUUACGCAUCAGGAAAGGUCAGACCAUUUCUAGUUCCUGAGUACAGCCCUGACUUUCAUAAAUAUGAAUCAGCAGCAUGGUGCACAACCAAUUUUGGGUCCAGUUCUUUCGGUGCAUUGAAGUCACUUAUUCAUCUAAAACCCCCAACAAAAUAUAUCAGUCCACCACAUGCAAAGAAUCAUAAUCGUCAUGCGCGAGAGGAGGAUAUUCUUGAAGUCAGAAGUUUAAACAGUUGGAGACCAGCACCAGACAUCUAUAACAGGACAGUUCCGCAGGAUAUGUAAUUUGA